Molecule: messenger RNA, 539 nt
Organism: Nanorana parkeri
Lineage: Eukaryota; Metazoa; Chordata; Amphibia; Anura; Dicroglossidae
Gene: TRAPPC2L
Product: trafficking protein particle complex 2 like
Exons: 5
Coding region: 53-472 (139 amino acids)
Biological process (GO): endoplasmic reticulum to Golgi vesicle-mediated transport
Cellular component (GO): cytoplasm; TRAPP complex; nucleus
Source: RefSeq, a predicted model, not a curated record
CGCCAGGCGGUCACGUGAUCCGUAGUGCACGUCACGCCUUUAGAGGACCAAGAUGGCGGUGUGUGUAGCUGUCAUUGCUAAGGAGAACUAUCCAUUAUACAUUCGCAGCAUCCCCACGGAGGACCAGUUAAAGUUCCAUUACACAGUCCACACCUCCCUGGAUGUGGUGGAUGAGAAAAUCUCGGCUAUGGGGAAAGCUCUGGUGGAUCAAAGAGAACUUUACCUGGGGCUGUUGUAUCCUACGGAGGACUACAAAGUAUAUGGCUACGUCACCAACUCCAAAGUGAAAUUUGUCAUGGUGGUAGAUUCCUCUAACACGGCUCUCCGGGACAAUGAAAUCCGCAGUAUGUUCCGCAAGCUUCAUAACUCCUAUACAGAUGUCAUGUGCAACCCCUUUUAUAACCCCGGAGACCCCAUUCAGUCACGGGCUUUUGACAACACAGUCUCCUCCAUGAUGGUGCCCGCAUGCUGAACUACUUGUGAAGAUCUUGUAUAUAGGGGUUUGGGGCUGUGUGCAUGUGUGUGUGUAUAUAUAUGUA